Molecule: messenger RNA, 1401 nt
Organism: Maniola jurtina (meadow brown)
Lineage: Eukaryota; Metazoa; Arthropoda; Insecta; Lepidoptera; Nymphalidae
Gene: sing
Product: protein singles bar
Exons: 4
Coding region: 721-1266 (181 amino acids)
Cellular component (GO): membrane
Source: RefSeq, a predicted model, not a curated record
UUAUAUCACUCGCCUCGCAUUUUUAGUUCCUACCUACCUAAUGAAAACGAGCUUAACUAUGCCUAUGGGUUGUGUGCUAUAUAAAGGUCACCAAGCUGUAGGUAAAUAUUAACCCUAAAAUAGAAGGUCACCCUCCGCAUCGCACUCGUGCGGGAACUAUUUUUACCACGUGCCCGCAGGCGCGACGCGGACAGACUCAAAUUAGGAUCUCAUCCUGGUAUUGUUCUGACGUGCCUGACGUGUUUCUUUAUUUCGUGAAAGGAUAAACCUUUUUUAUUCAAUAGAUACAAAUAUCACAGCAAUAAGGCUGCCUAUGCUUGCUAUUUUUGUGUUAAUACUAUAUAGUUACUUAUUUUUUGAUGUGCGAUAAAGAUUUUCAUUAAUUCAUGCAAAGAUACGAAUUGCAAAUACUGAUAAAGUUUAGAAAAUAACUAUCUAUUGGAUACGUUCACUAGUUUAGAUGAAAGUUUGCGUGAUUAGAUUGUUUAACAAUUGGGUUAAGGGGUGGGUUCAGUGAACUUUUUACGGGAUGCGCAGACGCAAACACCUAAAUAUAUUGCGUGACUAAUACUAAUGUAUGAAUGGUGAAAUGUUUCAACUCUCCUGAAUUUCCCGUCGGUUUCGGUAAAAACUUCAAAUAUUUCAUUUUGUGUAUGGACGCGGUCUCAUUCAAACACACGAACGGAAAUUCAGUUUCGAAAAUAUUUUUGUUUGUAAACAAUGACUCGAGGACCUACUAUAGUGCGAGUGGCUCCGGGGGGCGGUGGUGGUAAAGGAAUCAAGUGCUGCUGCUGCAGAUGUUGCGAGUGCAUCAACUUCGGGUAUUUGACUUCACAGCACGGCGUUAUAAAACUAGCUCAAGCCAUGCUAGGCGGUCUGUGUCAAAGCUUGUUAGUGAAGUAUGGGCUUUCGGAAGCUAGCAGCAUGGGCUCCGCGUUCCACGGCUUCCUCACCACCGCUUCUGCCUGCCUUCUCACCACAGCACUCCUCAUCACAUGCUAUGUGCUGUCAUCGAACUCACAACAUUUAAUACGUCAGUCGAUUUUUGAGACGGUAUUCAACGCUGUUGCCUGCUUUAUGUAUUUGUCGGCAUCGUCUUACAUGGGCGUUGCUGUGAACAUCUAUCUGUAUCCACGGUAUGCUCUCGUCAAUAUGUAUGCUGCCUAUCCCGCGAUGACUGCAGUAUAUUAUAUCGGCGUGAUCGUCGGCAUUCUACAUGGUGUGGACGCCUAUUUAUCGUAUAAAUAUCAUAAAGGACUACGAUGAGAGAUAAUUAAUUUAUUUAUAUAAUAUUAUUUUAUUUAUAAACCAAAUAACUAAUUAAUUACUAUACCUACUAUAUUAUGUCAGUUAAAUUAAGUAACUUUAAUAUUUUUAUAAGUAAUUAAGUCAUUCCUAACU